ACGUCUUGUAUAAAGGCAGAAGAUAUAAGGAGAGAAGAAGAGACACAUGUGACUGAUAUAAAGGCAGAAGAUAUAGAUGGAGAAGAAGAGACGUAUGUGACUGAUAUGAAGGCAAAAGAUACAGCGGAAGAAGAAGAGACGUAUGUGACUGAUAUAAAGGCAGAAGAUAUAGAGGAAGAAGAAGAGACGUAUGUGACUGAUAUAAAGGCAGAAGAUAUAGAGGGAGAAGAAAAUACGUAUGCGACUGAUAUGAUGACAGAAGAUACAGAGGGAGAAGAAGAGACGUAUGUGAGGGGUGAUCAGCAGUGUAAGGAGGAGAUCCCUACAGAUAUCGGCACAGGAGAUGGACACACAAGCAGGAAUAUCUCAGAAGGACAUCUAAUGUUAUCCCUGGAUUCUGAAAUAACAGAUGACAGUAGACAGGAUUCUCCAGGAGAUAACCCUAUUACCCCAAUUAUACAUCCAGCUCUAUCAGCUGAUCCCUCUGAUUCUGGGGAAUGUUCUCCUGAUCACUCUGAUAUUGGUGCAUCUGUUAUAGCUCUGAGAGUAGAUUCAGUGUUUCCCUGUUCUAUAGAUGCCAAAUGUUUUACACAGAACACAAACCUUAUUACUCAUCAGGCAGCUAAGGCAGAUGACAGGCCAUUUCCAUGUUCUGAGUGUGGGAAAUGUUUUACAUCUAAAUCAUAUCUUGUUAGACAUGAGAGAAGUCACACAGGUGAGAGGCCAUUUUCCUGUUCUGAGUGUGGGAAAUGUUUUGCAUGUAAAUCAGUUCUUGUUACACAUCAGAGAAGUCACACAGGUGAGAAGCCGUAUUCCUGUUCUGAGUGUGGGAAAUGUUUUUCAUCGAAAUCACAUCUUGUUAGUCAUCAGAGAAGUCACACAGGUGAGAAGCCAUAUUCCUGUUCUGAGUGUAGGAAAUGUUUUGCACGGAAACCAGCUCUUGUUAUACAUCAGAGAAGUCACACAGGUGAGAAGCCAUAUUCCUGUUCUGAGUGUAGGAAAUGUUUUGCACGGAAACCAGCUCUUGUUAUACAUCAGAGAAGUCACACAGGUGAGAAGCCGUAUUCCUGUUCUGAGUGUGGGAAAUGUUUUGCACACAAAUCACAUUUUGUUAUACAUCAGAGAAGUCACACAGGUGAGAUGCCGUAUUCCUGUUCUGAGUGUGGGAAAUGUUAUUCAUCGAAACCAGAUCUUGUUAUACAUCAGAGAAGUCACACAGGUGAGAAGCCAUAUUCCUGUUCUGAGUGUGGGAAAUGUUUUGCAUGGAAAUCACAUCUUGUUACUCAUCAGAGAAGUCACACAGGUGAGAAGCCAUAUUCCUGUUCUGAGUGUAGGAAAUGUUUUGCACGGAAACCAGCUCUUGUUAUACAUCAGAGAAGUCACACAGGUGAGAAGCCAUAUUCCUGUUCUGAGUGUGGGAAAUGUUUUUCACACAAAUCACAUUUUGUUAUACAUCAGAGAAGUCACACAGGUGAGAUGCCGUAUUCCUGUUCUGAGUGUGGGAAAUGUUAUUCAUCGAAACCAGAUCUUGUUAUACAUCAGAGAAGUCACACAGGUGAGAAGCCAUAUUCCUGUUCUGAGUGUGGGAAAUGUUUUGCAUGGAAAUCACAUCUUGUUAUACAUCAGAGAAGUUACACAGGUGAGAAGCCGUAUUCCUGUUCUGAGUGUGGGAAAUGUUUUGCACACAAAUCACAUUUAGUUAUACAUCAGCGAAGUCACACAGGUGAGAAGCCAUUUUCCUGUUCUGAGUGUGGGAAAUGUUUUUCAUCGACAUCACAUCUUGUUAUACAUCAGAGAAAUCACACAGGUGAGAAGCCGUAUUCCUGUUCUGAGUGUGGGAAAUGUUUUUCAUCGACAUCACAUUUUGUUAUACAUCAGAGAAGUCACACAGGUGAGAAGCCGUAUUCCUGUUCUGAGUGUGGGAAAUGUUUUUCAUCGACAUCACAUCUUGUUAGACAUCAGAGGAGUCACACAGGUGAGAAGCCAUUUUCCUGUUCUGAUUGUGGGAAAUGUUUUUCAUCGACAUCACAUCUUGUUAGACAUCAGAGAAGUCACACAGGUGAGAAGCCAUAUUCCUGUUCUGAGUGUGGGAAAUGUUUUGCACGGAAAUCAGUUCUUGUUAAACAUCAGCGAUUUCACAGAUGAGAGGCCAUUUUCAUGCUGUGAGAGAAAUAAAUCUGCUCUUGUUGAACAUAUUAGACAUUACCCAAGUACGGAACCAUUUACAUCUUCUGGAGUAUAAUUAUCACUGUCGUCCAAUGUUCCUCAAGGGUGAAUCCGAUCUCUUAUGCUUUAUAAAAUAUACAUGCUACCACUGGGUGAUAUAAUCAGACGUCAUGGCCUGGUCUACCACUGCUAUGCAGAUGACCUGCUUUUUGCACCAUGUACUGAGAACCUAAUACCAAUCCUAAAUGGUUGUCUAGCUGAGCGCCAGGGGUGGAUGAUGCCAGUUGGCUGUGACUCAGUCUUUGUGAAACAUAAUAGAAGCUCCCGAACAAAGGACAAGCUUUACCAACCAUCUGGAUUUAUGCUUUGGUGUUCAGAAUUGCAAAAUACUGAACAUGUGCUGAAUCUUUGUGUUGUCCUGGUAUGUGGCUGACACAGACAUCAGGUAUCCACCACAUACAAAUCCUCGUUCUUUCAUCUGUGGACCAUAGCCAGAAUCAAGCACUUGAUUCCCUCAGAAGUUCAUAGACUACUGCAAUGCCAUCUACCUGGGUCUCCCAGCAAAAGAAUUACAGAGCUUGCAGCUAGUACAGAAUGCAGCAGCCAAGCUGUUACCUAACCAGCUAAUUCCUGCCACAUAACACCCAUUCUCUACUCCCUUCACCGGCUGCCUGUAAGAUGACAAAUCUAUUUCAUAAUUGGCUAACUGACCUUCCCAGCCCAACAUUACAUGGUCCAAGGUACUAGAAGCAGCUUCUGCCUCCUUACUGCCCUGCUUGCUUGCUUGCUUGCUUGCUUCUACAGAUGGACUGUUACCAGCAGUACCAAGAAUCUCCUGUCAUUCAUUUAUGGGUUGAACGUUUAGCUUUGACCAUGGAACUCACUGCCUUGCACAGUCCAAGAGGCCUCCACUCUAAAGACCUUCACAAGCAGACUGAUGACUGUUACUCACGCUUUUCAUUAAUGUAUCUCUAUUUACUUCCUAAAUAAUACAUCCCAAAGGCUUAGGUCUUUUUUCUGCUGUUUAUUUUGUAUCUUGUGCUUUGUGUAAAUGUGAAUGUCUAAUACCAGUUUCCACAAUCUGUAUUGCUGCACGACAAUAU
This is a messenger RNA of Pseudophryne corroboree (corroboree frog), 3269 nucleotides long. RefSeq names its product zinc finger protein 260-like. Gene Ontology annotation, molecular function: RNA polymerase II cis-regulatory region sequence-specific DNA binding; DNA-binding transcription factor activity, RNA polymerase II-specific. The coding region runs from base 106 to 2145 and encodes 679 amino acids. The record is from RefSeq and is a predicted model, not a curated record. NCBI's taxonomy places the organism in Eukaryota, Metazoa, Chordata, Amphibia, Anura, Myobatrachidae. The transcript is spliced from 3 exons. Gene Ontology annotation, biological process: regulation of transcription by RNA polymerase II. Gene Ontology annotation, cellular component: nucleus.